Messenger RNA from Sander lucioperca (pikeperch), 11975 nucleotides. It is a transcript of the gene tacc2, whose product is annotated as transforming, acidic coiled-coil containing protein 2. Gene Ontology annotation, biological process: cell population proliferation; cerebral cortex development; mitotic spindle organization. Lineage: Eukaryota; Metazoa; Chordata; Actinopteri; Perciformes; Percidae. The record is from RefSeq and is a predicted model, not a curated record. The transcript is spliced from 27 exons. Bases 318 to 11036 code for a protein of 3572 amino acids. Gene Ontology annotation, cellular component: cytoplasm.
GGGGCUCCUCGAAGGAGAGGGCAGAAACAAACAUUGGCCUUGAGUCCGACAGUAAAGACAGAUUGGAUUUAGGUUUGUCAAAAGCUUGACUCUGUGUGGAAAAGUCUCUUGUUUGCAGUGUUCAACCUCAUACCAGAGACCUGUAAUCCUGUGGAGCAGGAGACUGUGACUACUGAGGGACCACAGAUCCCCUGUUCACUCUGUGUCUCUCAGGGAAUAGUUGUACGCUGAUGGUCCUUCUGUGCCGGUGUCUUUCAGCCAGCUGAUGUGGAGAGGCUGUUGGUUUGGGCAGUUGUGGCCCUGCAGCUGGCUGAGCCAUGGGGAACGAGACCAGCACAACUGAGGCGUUGCCAGAAGAGGGCGAUCCAGAAAGUGUUGUUCUGUUUCCACCUCAGGAAAAUCAAAAUGACUCCCUACUACAGGCUGAAGCUCAUGCUGAGAGUUUGACCCAGAGGGACAACAGAGCGCUUCGGACUGAAGCCUCGCCCAGCCAGCAGAGUCUGCUGUCUCAACCAGUGCUCCCAGACAUCCCAGUCAUCACCGGAGAGGAGAGCGGAGGUGCAGCUCGAGAUCAGGAGGAGCUUGAGUUUCCUCAUGACCUGCUGCCCAGUCUAGACUUCAGUAGUGAGCUCAACAUCUGGGAGUCCUCGCUGGGAGCUCAGACUAGCUCAGGUAAGAGGAAAUGUAAGCAGGUGGACCCCCUGCUGGCGGGCCCGCAGCAUCACACGGAAGUCAGUCGACCACCGGUGGUCCUAGAUGCAAGGCCUCAUGACAGCGACCCAGUUCUCACAGAUGGUCAGCCUUCGCCACGGCCCGCUGCCGCAUCUGACACGGGUGUCCGACCCUCGACGCCUUCCCUAUCUGUGCUCCUAGAUCGGGAACUCAAACAGGCCAUCCAGGAAUGUGAAGAACAAAUGGCCUCACUGGGCAUACUUAAUCCUACAGGCCCCCCCAGCAUCACGCCUGGGAAGGUUAAUGAUGUAGGGAAGAAAACUGGAGAAGUGAUGGUUAAUAAAUUCAAUGAGUCAUCGCCACUGCCUCCAAUCAUAGUCCAGCCAGGACAUAGCAACGGGGGCCAUGGAAACAAGGGUACACAUGGAAACAGUGAGACAGCAAGCAGUCAGAAAGAUACAGUUGUGUUUAGUUUCAGGAAUUACAUACUGGGCGUUGAGAAUAGUGCCGGUGCAGCAGGGACGGAGAGUGAAAAAAAGGCAACACGGAGCUUUGAUAAAUGUCCAGAGAUUAAGACAGAAAAAGAAAUGGAGAUAAAUGAGCAGAAGGAAGCACUCACACAUACUCAAUUAGAAACAACAACAGAUUUAUUUAAGGAAACUCAAGAAGAAGUUGCAUUUUCUGAGCAGAGAGACCGUUAUAGAGAGGAACAUGUUGAUUCUAAAGCUGGCAUCGAGGAAAAUGGCACUCUAGAUUGUAAUGCAGUAAUUAGGGAGAAAGACACAGAGGCAAUAACAGAGAUUGUAGACAUAAAGAAAGAAAAGUGUGACGAGUCCAGUAUUACCAUUCAAACGGGAAAGAAAGAUGAAUCAGUUGAUGAAACAUCAGAGUGCAAUAGUCUUCCUUUAAAGGAUAAAGAUGCAUUGUCAGAGAUGCAGAGUUCUCCAUGUGACAAACAGGCUGGGCAGGACAAAAAGGCAAAGAAGAAAGACAAAAAGAAACAAAGGAAAAAGAAAAAGAUAGAAGAGAAGAACACAGAGACUGGACAGAAAGCAAAGGCAUUAGUACAACCUGACAAUGAAUUACAGGCUGUGUCUCUCAUAAAUGCAGGAAACCACAUAGAUUCAACAGCAAAUACAGAAUCUGUGUCACAGGCAGCUCUGACUGUGAUUUGUGGGCAACAGCCUGAUAAUGGGUUUGCCUCCAAGCAACAGCUGAGUCCCGGGGGAAAGCCCAGCCCCAGCCCCCCACUAUCAUCCUCUCAUAGCAGGCAGGAUCAUCUUACUGCCUGUUCACCUGCGUCCAACCAGGCUCUUUCACAGAGGCCUCAUCAGUCAGAUAACCACAACCAUACAGACGCCCCAUGUGGCAUGAAUCACAGCUCGGAUGAAAGCCCACAGCCGAAGCAACAUGCAACCGGAGGUGUCACAGACAACCAAAAUACAACCAUGACACAUGUCCAAACUACAGUUAUCAAUCCAGCUGCUUCUGCUGAUAAUAGAUCAGAUGCACAAACACAGGAGUUAACUAUAGUUACCUCAGAAGCAGUGAUACUCACACAGGAGAAUCACAGCCCACUCUCCAACAGCCGGACUUGUGUGGGAGAGAGCAGUGUGGAGAGUGCCCUUGAAGAGCCUUUAGUGGUGGUUGCUGCGUUGCCACUGGCAACACCCAUGAUGCCAGAAGUGAUAGAAAGCAAGGGAGAGGGAGAAAGCAUGAGGCGUGAUUCAUUGGAGAGAGUAGUUGCUGUAGCAGUCGCAGAGAGUGAGAAAGCAGUAGGAGAGAAAGAUUUAGGGGGAAUAGAAAAGUGCCUCAGCUCUGCAGACGAAGAGAAAGAAGGACUCCUGGACAGCCUUCCUCAGCUCGCAUUAAUUUGUUCACAGGGAAAAUGCUCACUUGCAUUUUCAGCCAAAGAGGGACAGGCUGCAUCUGAGGAAAGCUGCAGCAGCAAAAUGCCACACAACUCGGCUAAGACAGAAAUGAAGGGACCGGGAGAGACAAGCAUUCGCAGUGCAGACACCGGGAUCUCACCAGCUGAAGAGGGAGACAGAGAAAUGGAGCCACUCUGGUUAGAAGCCUAUAUCAAUACUUCUCCCUUUGGGCUACUCACUGGUCCUGAUUGUCAGGAUUACAGCGCUGUGGGAUUGGAGGAAGCAGGAAGAGGGGGAGGAGGAGGGGAGGUGGGAGAGAAAGGGCGGUUGGCUGCAGAGCACAGUUCAUUCAGCCAGCCAGAAGGCUCUGCUAGUGGGGUGUCAUCAGCCGAUACAGAGACGCGUCCGCCCACUGAUGUUGCCGAGUCACAGCUGAAGUCACAGAGCUGGAGUGAGCCGAUUGCUACCAUCCCUGAGAGCAUCUGCACUGAACAGGACCGUCUUUCUCAACCCUGCCAAGAACAGCAUGGCGCAGCCAUCUCACCUCUCCCCACUAACCCUGAACAGAGUUCCAGCGAUACAAACAGAGGGGUAAGGGCUGAUCUCAAACAGAAUUUAAUUUCAGAAGAAGCAUUGUCUUUGGGACACAUUUGUAAGGAAUCAUCCAUCACAGAGACGGAGAGAAACAACGGCCAAGUCUUGCUGUCUCUAAUCUCACCUCAGCUUCUGACUACUUCACAACAAAUCUCAGUCGAGCGACAAGCGAGUAACAUUCAACAGGUCCAGCCUGAAAGUAGCACAACAGAAACCAGCACAGCCGUAAGUGCAGCAGCAAAGUUCCAAGUCCAGACACAGAGCAAUAGUGGUGCUAUGUCUGGAGUGGGUGUGUACGUAUGUAACAGAAGUAGAGGCAACAACAGAGUUCACUUUGCGGACACUGUGAAACAAGAAAGCAGUUCCUCUGUGGAUCUCAGGAACAUGUCGGUACCAGCUAUGGACUGCGCCUCUUUGCCUCCGCUGACUGUACAUGAGAGUUUGCACCAUCCCGUGGUUGAGGCCAGCUACACCUUCCCAGAAUUUCUCAGCUUGAAGAAGCCAGAAAUCCCUGCAGAUGCAACUCCUACCAAGGAUGAAUUAGCAAUACGGAGCUCAGCCGACUCUCCGAAGCCACAGAAAGAUGUCCAGUUGAAUAAAGAAGAUAUGGGGACCAAAGAUACCAAGGAGAACAUUAACAUAGAUCAGUCAGGUACCAACAACUUAAAGACAAACGCAGUGGAUUUACAGUCAGCGACUGAGGCCUGCACAAAACAGCUUCCAUGUCCUACCGAGAAGAAUUGGACUGGUGACGUUCUACAAACCGCAGAAAGUGCCGUUUCUGAGGCUGAUCAUCCAACAGUUGAACAGGUGUCAGCAAAGGUGACAAAGCAAUUAGAGGCGGAAACAGAGAAGGAUGGUGUAAGUCUGUGUUUGUCAACUGAGAAAGAGAUAGAUAAGUUACAUGCUGCGUCUAAAGGGUCAGUCAAGGCUGGCCAGCCCCAGGAGUCCCCUUUAAUAUGGGAUGCUACUGAAGGUAACCUACAUCCUCUCUCUUCAUGUUCUGUGCUUCCAGCUGACGAUGUUACCUGCAAGCCUUUAAGUGAUGUCUCCACUGAGUUACCUGUUGGUCAGCUCUCUACGGACCUUGACCCCAGUUCAAAAGCCGAAACUGUGAUCUGCACAGCCUCUCUUCAGACAAAGCCUAGUCACCCCAGUUAUCAGCCUCCCACCCAAUUAGAUCAAACACCUCCUCGUAAACUGGUUACUACAGAUCCCAUGAAAGCUAGUGAGGAGUCGAAGCCCAUCAUUUGCUCUGCUAAUCUGACAAAGGAUGAAUCGGCAACUUCAGAAGUGACAGCCUCUGACCAGUCAAUUCCUGUUAUGGAGCAAUUUGCCGGUAAUUCUUCUUUUGUGCUGCAGCCUCCUGGUCCAAUGUUGAGUCACUUGGAGUUAAUUUCAGACUGUGAUAUCUCUCUUCCUGAGCAGACAGAUAACGGCAGUGCUGAUAGUGACCGCACCAAAGUCUCUGGAGAGGUGGAUGGCAACAAGAGCAGGGAAAUGACACAAAUCUCUUUAGCACAGGAUCUGGAGUACGGUGAUGUCAACGUUAAAGCAGAUGAGACUUGUCCAAAACUGGAGGAUAGAAAUGACGCUAAGGAGACUGUCGUUGAAUUUGAGUUUUCUGCGAUUAACAAUGUAAAUAUUCCAUUUUCACAAGAGGAAAAUCUGUCUCCUCCUCAUCCCCCUGGUGCAGUGGGUGUACUGGCAAAGGGUGGGUCUGAUAAUGUAAUUUCUCUAUCCCACUCUGAGCCAGGCCCUGUUGACAUUAAACCUGUUAUUUGUGAAACAUCCAUUAAGGAUUAUGAUGGAAUUAAACAAGACAAUAUGACAGAGAAAAUGGGAGAUCAGACAUCCACGCUGUUUGCAGAGGAAAAGAAAAAAGUUGAAGAAGCAACAAUGGGUUAUCAAAGGGAAACAGCAGACAGCAGUAAGAUACAGACAGGAAAGACAGACACAGCACCACAACAGAGUAACGGGCAAGAUAAAGAGGCUGUAGAGGAAAUUGGAGACCUGCAGCCACAACAUAAACAUAAAGUGCAUAAGACUGAAUCACCAAUAAUAAGUGAUAUAAAGGAAGUAGAAAGGAAGAGUGGCAUUGCAUCUGAAAGACAAACCAAGACUUCUUCCUUAUCUUCUGACAGACCUGCUGGGUCAUCUGAGGACAUGCUAAGUGCUGAGGUAGAUUCUGGUAGUGAACCUCAAACUGUUCAUGAACAGAUUUUGCGCCAAACUCUGACAGCAACGCUGGAAAGCAGCUCCGACAGGGACACGGCACCAGAUUUGAAUGCAGCUCUUGGCCAAUCACAGUCCACACCAGAGCCCAACUGUUUUGCUCAGCAACAAGAGCAACAGCAGCCGUGUUUGUACUACCUACAGUGUCUGGGAUCCAGACAUCCCACACAGGAAUUGUCAGGUGGCUGUCUAGAGGGGGCAGAAAAGACUAACAGUCAGGUCAGGCAGACCCAAGCACUGGUUCCAAGUGUGAAAGGGGUAGCAGAGGGAGGAGACGGCUCUGUUGGGAGUUUGCGUCAGUCAGGAAGCAGCGAUGAGUUGACAGGGGAUGACAGCAAUGAACAAGUGAUGGGUGAUGGAGAGGGAGCACAAGCAGGGGUUGAUGUGCUGUUUCACCUUGCCAGUGAUUUAAAUAAGAGUAGAAGCGCUGCUGAGAGAAAUGCCUCGACUGAAAUAGGGAGUGUAACAACUGGCUCUUAUGUAGAUGAGACAAGACAGAGGAUGGAUGAGAAUGAAAGCCCUGCGUUAGGGGUAGUUGGGUCAGAUACAGACACUGAGUUUGUGAGUGAUCUGGUUGGUAAAGGUCAGCAAAAAGGCAAUCUAUCAGCUGCCUGUCAAGACCAACAUGGAAAACCUGAGACCUCGAAGAACACUGCUGUAUGUGUUGAGUCUGCACCACAGGAACAUGAGACUUCACCUUUCCAGAUCUCUGUUUCAUCAAAGGUCAGCACAGAUAGUCAUGGCAUUCAUACAGCAGUUAUUCCAAGUGCAAACCAGGCUGAAGAAAUUCACACAAAGAUAUUCAGUACUCUGGUUGGCCAACCCGAAACUGUGGAAAAGGAUUUCAGUGCUGCCACGACUGUGAAAUGCAACGUUAGUCAAACUGAGGAGUGUGAAAUUCAGGAUACAGUGUGCAGGCCUCUCAAGCUACAAAGCUUCAGUAAAAGCUCCGCCACACAAAGCAGCCCAGUAGUACAAACACCCAUAAAAGGCCCUGAUGUAGAGGAGAUCACAAAGGAAGAUAAAGCACCUUUGGAAGAAGAGAAAGCUAGCAGCCAGGGGAAAGGACAAAGUGAGAUAAAAGCAUUAAACAAUGAAGCAGUGAAUAAACAGGAGGUCAAAAAUCCAACCGUGAGUGCUAUAGACAGUGGCUCAACUGGUCUUUCUAAGGCAACAGAAAAUGACAAUGAUAUAAAAGAUAAAACAAGUCUUGAUGUUAUCACAGGCCCAUCUGUUGUUUCGUCAAAGCGUCCGAGAGAUUUUGCAUCAACCCCUCCUGCAGCCCCUACCCAGUCAGAGAAGCCACAUGAUCAGGUGUCUUUGUCAAAGCCCCAAGACGAUACUGCGGUUAACCUCAGUGUUGCCGAUUCCCACCAUGAAGGAAUAUCAUCUGAAAAAGCUCCUAUUGAACAAGUGUCUGUGAACACAGAGGGUGCCGAUGCGUCAGAGAGUCCGGCUCCUGGACCUCCAGCUCGAGAACCAGACACAAACUGGAUACAAGCUCUAAAAGAAGCUGCAUCCCAAUCUCAGAGUAAACAAGAGACAUCAAGACCCCUCCCAUCUCUGGAGUCUCCUCAACUAGAGUUUCUUACUCCGACUGAGGAGAUAGCUGCUCCUCUGAGACAGGAGGAGAGCCCACCACCGGAGCAAGCAGCAGAGAAGACAACAGAGAUCCCACCUCUGAAUCUUGUGAAGAAGCCAGUGGAUCUUCCUGAACCUUUAAAAAAGACAGUAGAGCUCCCAGAGCCAACACAGCGGACAGUAGAGCUCCCAGAGCCAACACAGGAGACAGUAGAGCUCCCAGAACCAACACAGCAGACAGUAGAGCUCCCAGAAGAAACAAAGAAAGUAGAGCUCUUAGAACUAACCAAGAAAGAAGAAGAGCCUCCAGAAGAGCUCCCAGAACCAAAAAGGGAGCCAGUAACUUCUUCAGAAAUAGUGAAGGAGCUAGCUGAGCUACAGGAACCAACGAAAAGCACAAAAGAGCUCCCUGAACCAACGAACAAUGAAGUGGAGUUCCCAGAACCAACGAAGAAUAAAGAACCAGAACCAACAAAGACAACAACAGAAGAACCAGAGAAGAAGCUGAUCAGUGAGCUUCCAGAGGAGCUAGUGGAAAAACCUGUAGAGAUCCCAGCUGAGGAGCCAUUGAAAGUGCCAGCUGAGGAAACUUCAGCGACAGAAACAGUCCAGGACCCUGCUGAGGAGCUUCAGGACAGCGGGUCCUCCCUCACUGAGCAGGCAGAAAGAGGUGACCGUGCCCCUGCCUCUUCCCCACCUCCUACCUCCGAAUACCACUUCCUGCCUGCCCUCCCACCUCACCUCCAAGACACCACCGAAUUUCCCACUCCUCCUCCCACACCACCGGAAAGGCACACUUCUGAAGCUCUACCAGCCCCACCUGUAUCUCCCUGCUUUCCUCCCCCUCCAGCCCCUGCCUCCCCUCCUGUACCUCCUGCUUACCAGGGUGAGGACCACUGCCCUGCUUCUGCACCCUGCCACCCUCCGUUAAGGAGUUCAGACUCUGAUGGAGGGUUUGAGACCCCUGAAUCCACAACUCCAGUGAAGACAUUUUCUCCCAUAGAUCCCCCAACCCAGCAACUAACGUCCGAUGAAAAAGUAGCAGACACCUCUGUCAGUGACCCUGCCUCUGAAUUGACUUCAGCUGAUGCACCAUGCCGUUCCCCGUCCAUUGUUUUUGAUGAGAACAAGCCCAUUGCAGCCAGUGGCCAAUACAACAUUGAGGUUGUUGGAGAUUCAACAAAUCACACUCUGACCCGUUCACUCAGCUUCCAGGAAGGAGAACUAGACAGCGCUGGUCUGUUGGACGGAUCAACAGUGGGGGGCUUCCGUCCACAUUCGGAAUCCUUCAGCGUAGGGACCGGGAGUGCCCCAGGGACGCUCCACAGGCCCAAGAAAGUCCGUCCUGGGUCUGUGAAGAAGAAGCCUCUUCUCAGACAGAAUUCUAACCCAGACAGUCCAAAGCCAGCCUCAUCCAGCAGCUCCCCGGAGAUCAAGAAGCGGGCAAAGCCUCAAACUGCCAGCCCUCUCCAGCCUCAGGAGGAAGCAGAGGGGGGAUCUGCAACCCCGAGCCCUGGAGGAACCCUCCGCAGGCCCAGGAAGAGCCGUGUGGAGACUCCUCCUCCUCUGCCAGAGGAGACCAAUCAUACUAGCCAAGACGAGAGCCCUGUCAUCCCUGCCUUACCUUUGUGCCAGGAAGAGACUCCUCUCCCUGUUAGUCCAACGGGCUUAGACGAAUCCCCCAUUCCCCCUAGUACCUCCUACAAAUGGGAUCCAGAUAAUUUUGAGAACAUCAACCCUUUCAAGACAGGAGGUAGUAAAAUUGCCAAUUCACCUGUUCUGGGUCGUAAAGGUCCUGUGUGUGCCCCCAUUGCCACCCCUCCAGAGAGUCCCUCUGUCUCUGCUGUGGAGCCUUGCGCCCCAGCUCCUCUUGAAGAGCCAAUCACCAACCCUGAAGAGCAACCCAUCAUCCCCAAGCGUCAGUCAGUAAGGCUGGAGUUUGACUACUCUGAAGAGGGCAGUGAGGCGUCACACCAGGCCUCUCCCCCUACCAAGAAAGUGGGCAAGAAGCCCGGUAAGAUGCCUCUGAGGAAACCCAGGCUGGGGCUGAAGAAGGCCCCUCCAGCACGGACGGAGCAGCUGGACAACGAUCCUCCUGCAACCCACAAUGGCAACGAGGAGGAAGUCCCUGCUCCUGCAGUCUCUUACAAGUUUGAACCUGACAAGUGGGAUGAUCCAAACUUCAAUCCAUUUACUUCUAAGAAAAGCAUCUCCAACUCCCCCAAACUAUCCAGGCCGUCUUAUUCCUUUGACACCAAUAACUUUAACGACAGUGUAGACCCUUUCAAAUCCUCCAAUAAGAUGGCCAACUCCCCUCCUAAGGCCUCUGCCUCCUUUGAACUGUCAUCCAAUGACUAUGACAAUGAAAAUGACACUGACAACAUUGGAGAACUGGAGGACCAAAAUCAGAACAAACCUUCCAAGAAGAAGAAAACUCCUAUCAAAUCGAAGUCCAGGGGUGUGUCUUCUCUAUGUUGUCUGUUUAAUACUUUCAGAGUGAAGAGGUCGCCAAAGAAAUCUCCAAUGUCUGACCCCUCCCAGGAUCUUACGCCGGCAGAUGAAGCUCCCUCCCUCCACCCACAGGACGACCACGCCACAGACGAGGAGAAGCUGGCCUCCUCCACCAGUCACAAGUGGGCAGCCCUGCCUGACAUGGAUCCAGAUUUAAACUCUGACCAGCAAGACUUCCCUCAGCCAUGCGACCUCACUUCCUUUGUUAAUGAGAACAGUCUUCCUCAUCCAGUGCAAGACUAUGAAAUUGAGUACAUGGAGAAGCUUGGCCCUGCUUCGCCUCCAGUGUCUGUGAAGAAGCCAUCUUUGUACCUGAAGUUGGAUUCAGUAUCUGACAACUUAACCAAGAAUAUGUGUGCACAUGGAUCUGAGCCCAGCUCCCCCUGCACAGGGAGCUUUGAGGAGAUGGAGGCCCAGAUAACAGCAGGUAUAAAGACACCCGUGCUGAGCUCUCGGCCUGGUCCUGAGGGCUCUGCUGGGGACAAGGGCAGGAAGAGAGAAAGCGAGGCACUCAGCCGAACACAGAGCACAGAGAGGGAUGAGCAGCCCCCUAGCCAGGGCCCCGUGGAGGCCCCUGCUCCAGUCUUGGCCAUGCCCCUUUUAGACAGGCUGUCUGAGUGUGACGACCUCCUGCACUACCUGGAGCCUGACCUGGCUGAGACCAACCCCACCGCAUUCGCCCAAAAACUACAGGAGGAGCUGGUGCUUGCUGCCCUGAGGAUAGAGGCUCUGCAGGUAGCCAAAAACAUCUCUCAGUGCCCCUCCCUCUCCACUGUAAACCCCCAGUCUCGACUCAAGAAACCCAGCACUCGGCGGUGGAAUAUCAACGGGUCACCCUUACUCAAACACAGAGACGUGUCAUCUCCAGUAGAAAGUGGCGUGUCCAUGAACUCUCUGUACGCCAGGACCACCACCAGCUACAUCGAAGGGGAGAGUCCCCACCUGCCCAGAGAACUGGACCACUCGCUGGGCAUUGCACGAGAGGAGAUCGUGACCAAGGAGAAAGAAGUGCUGGAGUGGCAGAGGAAGUAUGAAGAUAGCCGACAGGAAGUGGGGGAGAUGAGGAGGAUUGUUGCUGAGUAUGAGAGGACCAUUGCACAGAUGAUAGGCAUGCCAGAGGAUGACCAGAAGGAGAAGUCUCUCUCCCACCACACCAUCCAGCAGCUGAUCAUGGAGAAGGAUCAGGCCUUGUCCGACCUCAACUCUGUGGAAAAGUCUCUGGCUGACCUCUUCCGACGUUACGAGAAAAUGAAAGAUGUCCUGGAGGGCUUCCGCAAGAAUGAAGAAGUUCUGAAGAAAUGUGCUCAGGAGUAUUUGUCAAGGGUCCGCAAAGAGGAACAGCGCUAUCAAGCCCUGAAGAUUCAUGCAGAGGAGAAACUUGACAGGGCCAAUGCAGACAUAGCUCAUGUGCGUGCCAAGGCCAUGCAGGAGCAGGCCGCCCACCAGGCCAGUCUGAGGAAGGAGCAGAUGAAGGUGGACUCUCUGGAGCGUACUUUGGAGCAAAAGAACAAAGAGAUCGAGGAGUUGACAAAGAUCUGUGAUGAGCUGAUCGCCAAGAUGGGAAAGAGUUAGCGAACACACCAAAACUCAGAAGAAGAGCGAUUGUGGAAAAAGAAAACUACUUGGAAAAUAUAGCAGAUCGGUAAUAUUCACCACCUCUUCCAAAGACUGAUGGACAUUUAAGGCCAAAAUGGUCUUGGGGUUAAAUUGCCUACUGACUUUGUGUAUACAGGAUCCACAGGAAUGGCUUUUUCUUCUAAUCACUCUGUACAUUUUUUAUGUGUAUCAGUGUAUCGUACUGUACCGGGGGUCUGUUUUAAAGUUUUAGAAAAUGUAUCAUAUCACUAAUGUGUGUGUGUGUGUGUGUGUGUGUGUGUGUGUGUGUGUGUGUGUGAGUGAGUGAGUGAGUGAGUGUGUGUAUGAUAACGAGAAAGCCAGAGCAGCGUUUGUGGGUUAAAUGAUCUAUGAUGAGGUUGCCAUGACAGCCACUGAGGGAGAAGACAGUUUACCCGUUCCUGUUGUUGUCUCCUCUUGAUACGAAAAAAAGAUAGACUUCGAAAAAGAGUAACCGAGAUUUAGAUAUAUUCAUAAAAUGUUGAUACACCACUAAGAGAACACAAACUAUCACAAUAGCUUACUGCAUGUUGGAAAAUAAAGGAGAACUGGUCAUGUUAUACGUAUGUUUGUAUAUACUAUAGGAAAUUCCAAGUAUGUAAAAGAGUCCUCUGCAUUUUUGAUAGUUAUUCUGUCAUCCUCGGUCCGCUUCCCUCAUCUAACCUUGUAGAUAUUUGUCAUACUUGUCAUAGCUUUCUCGAGAAAAUUGUGCGACUAUUUUUUGGGAUUUUAUUUUGAUAUGAAGCUAAUUGUGACCUUAUUCAGUUGUGACCAGGAGUGAUUUAAUUUUGGAUGGAUAUGUCUUGCUGUGGUCGUGUCACACUGAGGAAUAACUUCUCUGCACAGCUGCUGUACAGCAUCUGCUUCCAAAGUGCAAUAAAAGAUGGCAAUACAGCA